UGUGCUUGUCCACUUUAUUGAAAGAAUUAUUACUAUACUUUUACCUACGCGACUGGAAUGGAGAUUGCGAUUAACCACGGAUCCGCCCUUUCAAUAUCAAUCACCAGUCCUUGUACUGUACUGUACUCCCGUACAUGCUCCUAGAGGCUUUAUUUAUCCCAAUUACUCCGACCAUCAACGGGGACAUCUGGUCACAUUGAGAUAUUAGAACUCCAAGGCUCUCAUCCAACGCCCUGCUUGCCAGAUGGGGGCCGCCGGAAAGCUGCGGCAUCUGAAAAGAGCCAGAACAAGUUUUUUUUUUUUUUUUUUUUUUUUUUUUUCCUCGUCCGACUCCUGAGAAAUCAGGCCCUACCUAGGUAUCCAUAACUGAUAGAUAUAUAGCCUUCCUAGCAUUUAUGAUUAGAGUUUACAAUAAUUCUUCCAAUCUCGUGCUUAAGCUUUCCGAUCCUUUCUACAUGAAUACCCGAGUCCGUCAGAUGCAUACGUGUAUUCCUUCCGCUGCAACCUUGCUUCUGAACAAUGUUCUAGUCCAUCUCUUACUUCAAUUCAAGAAGUGGCCCUAUAUCUAUUUUCGUUCCCCAAACUUGUCCAUAACUGACAGUCAGAGACUAGUUACAUGAUGUCAUAAAGUUUCUUUUCACACCACACAAGACUCAAGAAUCGAUACAAAAUAGGCAGGAAUUUUCAACCGCGCAACUCUACGAAAUAAUUAUCUGCUUCGCGGUGAAGUUGACAAACGUUCGGAAACCAAGGGCCUCUCCUCACUACGUGUCCGGAAUAUCUGUGCGUUUUCUAGCAAAGUGAACGAUGGAGAAGCAUUCCCUAAAGGAUUACUACGUAAAAGCAUCCGAAGCGCUAACAAGGCGUGUCGGGAAGCUAUCACGGGGCAUCAAACGCAGUAGGAGAAAGGAGACGGUUCAAGUUUCCUAUCAAGACGGUCUACCGCCAUUUUUCAACUUAAGUGACGAUGUCAUUUAUUAUCUUAUUAAGGCAAUCCCUCCCGCGGAUGGAGCAGCACUCGCUGUGACAUGCAAAGCCAUAUGGUUCAUAAUCGGCGGGUCCCCCGGUGUUCGGAAGCUCAUUGAAAACAAGAAAGAUCGCGUUAGCCUCCUCGCGAGGCUGGAGAUCUUCUUUCCUCAACAUGUUCUCUGUCAUCAAUGCGCGGUUUUCCAUCGCCGUCAGAAACUAAACCGUCAUAUAUCAUUCCAGCCAAGACCUUGUGAUGAGGUGAACAGACCUAUAAAGUUUUGGGACUGUUUUUACCAUCUCCCGUUCUCCCUGGCUAAAGAGGUUAUGAAUCGUCACCGAUACGGGAAGGACUAUGGAUGCCCGAUAUCCGAGAUUGGUUGUUGUGCGGGAGAACUUGGAUGCCCUGAACAUUUCAGAUUUCGGCGUUUAUUUGGUAGCGCCAAGAUCGUCAAUGGCAAUCUAGUUCUGCAAACAGACCAGUAUGCAGUGUUAUGUGGUAAAGAAGGGCCAGUUUUGCCAUCUGCGAAUUUUUUCCACUCUCGGAAUGGCACGUUUCCAACGCUCCUUUUCUCCAAAAUCAGGGGGAAGAGGGAAUGUACAUUCAUGCGAUGCCCGGACUGCUCUUCUGAAUUUCGAUUGCUUGUUGACAGGGUAGAAGGGAAGAAUCUAGUUAGGCAAAGGAUCACGACUUGGAUAAACGCCGGAGCUUGCGAAACACCGUAUGAUCCUCAGUGGAUAUCGGCGGCGGGCUGUCAGUGUGCAGGUGUUCGAGAUUGUCACCGUAUCACACCAGAGGAUUCCUUAUAUCUUAGCCACUAUAACGAGAGACCGCCUUCUGACCAGAAACGGGGCUUUUUAAACUUAUCGUGGAGGGAUUUUAGGCCUGACCCUUUUCUAUUUGGAAUUUCAUUCUAGUUACACAACAGAAGAGGGGAGGGAUGGAGGGGAUCGCUGCCUGCUAUCACCAGGAUACAAGGGAAAAAAAAUUAAAAUCAAAAUUCAAAGAAGUCUCGAACAGCCACACUGGCACAAACAAAGCGGGAAACAAAAAGUGAAAUGCAAGUAUGCCUGUUCAAUCCAACAAUAAUAGCACAAUAAGGAGCAAAAGCCGACACUAUCUCCAUGUUGGCUGGGAAAAGCCUGCCCUUUUUCAGGAGAAUGAUUAAAGAGCCAACACUCGUUUAUUUCACGGAGGCCAGGACCCUUCAGGGAACCCCAGCUCAGAGGGACCAUCGUUCCAAUCCCGAACAGGCCCCUUGCUGCUAGCAAAUUAACUCAAAAGUGACCCCCCUGAACUACUCUCCAUCACCACAAGUCACCACUGCGCGACCCGAGACUCCACUCACUACGCCAAUUUUCCGAAAAUUAAUCUUAAUAAAUGGGAUGGAAAGGGCUAUAUGAACGGCUCAAGGGCAUAUCUGCAUAUAAACUUCUUAUAUGCAUGUAAAUAUGUUUUAAUAACUUAUUAAAUAAUAUACUCGCACAACUAAUAUCUAAUAUUAAGGAGAUUGUUUUGAAAAAGUAUCCGCCAGCAUGGCAAUAUGCAUCAUCAUAUAACGAUAAAUUCUAUCUCCCAUCCAUCCCUCACAAGUGAU
Messenger RNA from Blastomyces dermatitidis ER-3, 2564 nucleotides. RefSeq lists its product as uncharacterized. The transcript has 2 exons. Bases 808 to 1884 code for a protein of 358 amino acids. Lineage: Eukaryota; Fungi; Ascomycota; Eurotiomycetes; Onygenales; Ajellomycetaceae. The record is from RefSeq and is a predicted model, not a curated record.